Lathyrus sativus (Indian pea) is the source of this 201-nucleotide messenger RNA. The record is from the annotation of a GenBank genome assembly. Lineage: Eukaryota; Viridiplantae; Streptophyta; Magnoliopsida; Fabales; Fabaceae.
AUGCACAAUCAAUUCCUUCGUGCAACCGAACCACUCCAUGGCGACAUCAACGUAGCAAUCUUCCAUCUCGUUGCGAGCAAUGAAUUAGUUCGUCAUGCUUCAACCGAAGUUAGAAAGCUUGCUGGGAAGAGGAAGAUCAAUUAUGAAAUUAGCCGUUAUUUGGGUAGCUUGUUUUUAGAGCAUUUGGAAGCAUAUGAAUGA